CCCUUCUCACGCUUGCGCAAUUGCAAUGUUCCCCUGUCUCGCUGUGGUCCCGCCCUCCUCUCUCGCUGUUGGCUGGUCAGUCUGCUGAGGCCCAGUCACUGUCCUGUGUGAGGAGAGCCCGCCGCUCUACGCCGCGCCCGGGCCUGAGCCUGAGAAAAAAAAAAAAGAAAAAAAAAAACAACAAGAGGAAGGAGAGGGAGAGGAGAGAACAGCAGCAGCAGCAGUGACGCGGCGGAGGUGUAGUUUGACGCGGUGUGUUACGUGGUGGGGAAGAGAAUAAAAAAAGCCCAGCGAGAUCCCAGCCGCGAACGAAAGCAGUGACGGAGGAGAGGCAGUGUAACCCGGUAACUAAAUGACCAUGGAAUCUGGUGCAGAGACCCAGCAGAGUGGAGAUGCAGCUGUCACAGAGGCAGAAGCCCAACAGAUGACCAUACAGACCCAGCCACAGAUUGCAACGUUAGCACAGGUAUCCAUGGCAGCUGCACAUGCAACAUCCUCGGCCCCCACGGUGACAUUAGUCCAACUUCCCAAUGGACAGACCGUUCAAGUACAUGGAGUCAUUCAGGCAGCACAACCUUCUGUCAUACAAUCUCCACAAGUACAGACGGUGCAAAUUUCCACAAUUGCAGAGAGUGAAGAUUCUCAAGAAUCAGUAGACAGUGUUACAGACUCUCAAAAACGCAGAGAAAUCCUGUCCAGGCGGCCGUCUUACAGGAAAAUUUUAAACGACUUGUCUUCGGAUGCACCGGGUGUUCCGAGGAUUGAGGAGGAAAAAUCCGAGGAGGAGACAUCCGCACCUGCUAUAACAACUGUGACUGUUCCAACACCCAUCUACCAAACAAGCAGUGGCCAGUACAUUGCCAUUACCCAGGGAGGAGCAAUACAGCUUGCAAACAAUGGCACAGAUGGUGUCCAAGGGCUUCAAACUUUAACGAUGGCCAAUACAGCGGCAACACAACCUGGAACCACAAUCUUACAGUAUGCGCAAACCACAGAUGGGCAGCAAAUACUGGUUCCCAGCAAUCAAGUUGUUGUACAAGCUGCCUCAGGGGAUGUACAGACUUAUCAGAUUCGCACAGCACCCACAAGCACGAUUGCCCCAGGGGUGGUUAUGGCAUCCUCACCUGCACUCCCUGCUCAGCCAGCUGAAGAAGCCGCACGGAAGAGGGAAGUGAGGCUUAUGAAAAACAGAGAAGCAGCACGAGAAUGUCGCAGAAAGAAGAAGGAAUAUGUAAAGUGUCUAGAGAACAGGGUGGCUGUCCUUGAAAACCAAAACAAGACAUUGAUUGAAGAACUCAAAGCACUAAAGGACCUCUAUUGCCACAAAUCUGAUUAAGGAGGAAAAUCUUCUUGAGUUUUCCACUCUUUCUAAAAUAGACUGGUUUAACCACAACUGGACAAUUUUUGUUUUAUUUUCUAAACAAUGUCUCUGCUCUGCGCAAAACUGCCUCACACCAACUAUAGGAUUUCAUUCAUGCUUUUGCAUUAAAAUUAUGAAUGCUCCUAACUCCUGCCUCCAAGCCCCAGAGAGAGUUGCCCCUCUGUCUUCAGGAUUACAAAAUGGAAAAAGAGACUUUUUUUCUUUUUUAAUCAUAUUUUUUUUUGUUAGCUAUCAUGGGUUUUCCUUCCCAUAUUUGUUCAGCCAAGUUAGUGCAGGUUGAGCUUGUAUAUAAUGCAUUUCAGGCCUAUCUUAAAUGGCCCUUAGUACAGUUAUCUACUGUAGUGUGAAGACAGAGGCUUUUUAACUGCCCUAUUCCACUCAUCCAUUAUACUCCAGUAUUUUUGAGUCUUUUGUAUAGAACGUUUAGAUGAUGUCGAAAAUGUGUCUUUUCAUAUAGUCAUUCGGAUUGGUCAAAAAGGACAUCCAAUGCAAACCGAACGAUCUUACACCUUUUUGUCUUGUAUGAGCAGGUAAAUUUUGGUCUAGAACGUUUUCACUUUUUCCCUUGGACUAUCAGGUCAAAGUCUCACAGCCCGCUUGUUAUCCAGAGCAAAGAUUAAUGGUCAACAUGUACAACUUGACAAUUUCCGGCAGAUUCGCUGAUUUACUACAGAAGGGAGAGACAUUCUAAGCACACUGAGGUGCAGUUCUAAACUUUCAAUUUCGUGAAAAGUCUAAAAGGAUGAGAACUGGCGUAACCCUCGGGCAAUCAAAUCCUCCUAAAUAUUGGUCCGUGGAACUUGUCUAUCCAAGUUUAUAAGAAAAAAGGAAAAAAGAAAAAAAAAGUUUAUAUAACCGCUUGAACUUUGCAAUGAACUUUAUGGCUGAUUUUAAAAAAACUGUGCAAAUGAUUCUUUAUGAACCAAACCCAAAUCCCGAUCACCAGCAGCCUAGCGUGGAAAUAUUUGGGGGGCAUCCAUGUGCAAACCUAUGGGAGAAAAAACAAUGUACCCAUCCCUUACCCCAUCCCCCUUAUACCACAAAAUUCUGAAUUUGACAACAUAAAAAAAGUGAAAAAUGUACAGUGUAGACUUUAUCAUAUGUUAAAACUGUUUGGCAGUAUCCUACAUGCAAUGGAUAUGUGGCCAUUAGUUUACUUCAGCUAGCGAUAACUUUUUGUUUUGUUUCUUCAGCCUUUUUAAUGGAAGCUUUGUGUUUUGGGAUUUGUCUUGUAAAAAUAUUUUAUGUUAAGUAGAAUUAUCAUGUACCAUUUGAAAUACAUUUUGUAUUUUAAAACUACAA
This is a messenger RNA of Spea bombifrons (plains spadefoot toad), 2683 nucleotides long. RefSeq names its product cAMP responsive element binding protein 1 (gene CREB1). The transcript has 8 exons. Gene Ontology annotation, molecular function: cAMP response element binding; DNA-binding transcription factor activity, RNA polymerase II-specific; protein binding. The record is from RefSeq and is a predicted model, not a curated record. Gene Ontology annotation, biological process: regulation of transcription by RNA polymerase II. Lineage: Eukaryota; Metazoa; Chordata; Amphibia; Anura; Pelobatidae. Gene Ontology annotation, cellular component: nucleus; ATF4-CREB1 transcription factor complex. Bases 353 to 1336 code for a protein of 327 amino acids.